Entrophospora candida is the source of this 411-nucleotide messenger RNA. The record is from the annotation of a GenBank genome assembly. Lineage: Eukaryota; Fungi; Glomeromycota; Glomeromycetes; Entrophosporales; Entrophosporaceae.
CAACAGCCUGUUGAAAAUGCUUCUAAUAUUCAACCAGCUAUUGAAAAUGUUAGUGAACCUAUGGUAUUUAAUAUCCUCCGAAAACCAGCUAGUGAUGUAGUAACUAUAAAAUGCCAAAUCAAUAAAUUAAGAAUCCCUAGUGCUGUCUUUGAUAGCAAUGCAAAUUGUUCUAUAAUGUCAUUAAAUAUUGCUAAAAAAUUGGGACUUGAUAUAGAUACAAGUAGAACUACUUCUCUUGAAGGUGUCGCUACUGAAUCAGAUACAAUUGGAUGGGUAUACAAUAUUCCUGUAAGUGUUGGAUUCUUUACUUUAUUAAAUGAUUUUAUUGUUGUCGAUGAUAAUAAACCUGCACUACUUCUUGGUACACCUUGGCUUGAUAAAGCACAAGCAAUGAUAGAUUUCCAGAGUUGA